Molecule: messenger RNA, 1430 nt
Organism: Alnus glutinosa
Lineage: Eukaryota; Viridiplantae; Streptophyta; Magnoliopsida; Fagales; Betulaceae
Product: phytochrome-associated serine/threonine-protein phosphatase
Exons: 10
Coding region: 196-1107 (303 amino acids)
Biological process (GO): peptidyl-serine dephosphorylation
Cellular component (GO): cytoplasm
Molecular function (GO): protein serine/threonine phosphatase activity
Source: RefSeq, a predicted model, not a curated record
CAAAUAUAGGCAGAUGUGUUUGUUUGGGUUCCUCUGAAUUUUCCUCAGUUUCUCUUGGGCCCUUCUCGCUGCCGCCCUCUCUCUCGCUUUGCUCUGCUGAAAGAGACCUUAACCACUCUAGAGAGAGAGAGAGAGAGAGAGAAAGAGAGACGACGAAGAAGAAGAACAAGGAAGGAGGAGAGGAGAGAACUGGAAAUGGAUUUGGACCAGUGGAUCUCGAAGGUAAAGGAGGGUCAGCAUCUCUUGGAAGACGAGCUUCAACUCCUCUGCGAAUACGUGAAAGAGAUCCUGAUUGAGGAGUCCAAUGUACAGCCAGUCAAUAGUCCUGUCACUGUCUGUGGUGAUAUCCAUGGUCAGUUUCAUGAUCUAAUGAAACUUUUCCAGACAGGGGGUCAUGUACCGGAGACAAAUUACAUAUUUAUGGGGGAUUUUGUUGAUCGGGGUUACAAUAGUCUUGAAGUUUUCACCAUCCUCUUGCUUCUUAAAGCUAGAUACCCAGCAAAUAUUACCCUUUUGCGUGGAAACCAUGAAAGCAGGCAGCUAACCCAGGUAUAUGGUUUUUAUGAUGAGUGCCAAAGGAAGUACGGAAAUGCUAAUGCGUGGCGGUAUUGUACAGAUGUUUUUGACUAUCUAACGCUCUCAGCGAUUAUUGAUGGAACUGUGCUUUGUGUUCAUGGUGGUCUUUCUCCUGACAUUCGAACAGUUGAUCAGAUAAGGGUGAUAGAACGAAAUUGUGAAAUUCCACAUGAGGGGCCAUUUUGUGAUCUCAUGUGGAGUGAUCCUGAAGAUAUUGAAACAUGGGCAGUUAGUCCCCGUGGAGCAGGUUGGCUUUUUGGGUCCAGGGUCACGUCUGAGUUCAAUCACAUAAACAAUCUGGAUCUGGUUUGUCGAGCACACCAACUUGUACAGGAAGGCCUUAAGUACAUGUUCCAAGAUAAAGGCUUAGUAACUGUGUGGUCUGCACCAAAUUACUGUUAUCGUUGUGGGAACGUAGCUUCUAUAUUGAGCUUCAAUGAGAAUAUGGAGAGAGAAGUGAAGUUUUUCACUGAAACAGAGGAGAACAACCAGAUGAGAGGGCCCAGGACAGGAGUCCCCUAUUUCUUGUGAUCAUGGGAAGUUAUUUGCUUGUGUUACGUGUAAAAUUAUUGAAGAAUUGUGAACUGAUGUUGAGAGUGCCCUGAAUACGUUGGUGUUUGGAGAUGGGGAAUUUACCAUCUGGUCUAGGCUGCUUUUAUUAUUUUUGGGCUGUGUAUUGGGUCGCUAACUGUUUACUCCAUUAUUCAUUAGCUAGUGUCCUCAUUCCAGGAAGUUUCUUAUCAAGCCCGCUCUUGGACUCUUGUGCUGUGUAUUAGUCUGCUAUUUGUUGCUUGCGUAAUUUUUAACUAGCGUCUUUUUAUGCCAAUGUAUUUUAAGCACGCUUUUGGACCGCA